Apiotrichum porosum is the source of this 1779-nucleotide messenger RNA. RefSeq names its product DASH complex subunit ask1 (gene ASK1). The record is from RefSeq and is a predicted model, not a curated record. The coding region runs from base 1 to 1779 and encodes 592 amino acids. Gene Ontology annotation, cellular component: DASH complex; mitotic spindle; mitotic spindle pole body. NCBI's taxonomy places the organism in Eukaryota, Fungi, Basidiomycota, Tremellomycetes, Trichosporonales, Trichosporonaceae. The transcript has a single exon. Gene Ontology annotation, biological process: attachment of spindle microtubules to kinetochore.
AUGGCAUCGUCGGGCCCCCAGGGGAACCCCCACCAGGCCAUCCUGCUUCAACCUCCAUUCUUCACGAUCCCGGGCGUCAGCUCGUCGUCAUCCGUCUCGGCACAGAUGGAACAGAUCGACCAGCUCAACACUCUCCUGCUUCAAGAGAUUGAUGCCAACUUUGCAAAGUUCCACCAGAUCGUCACCAGCCGUAUCCUCCCCGACAUUAAGAAGUUUAGUCUCGACGAUCGUCCGACCCGUGAUGCCGCUGCAUUCUGGGCCACCUUCUUUGCACGCGCAAGCGGUACCGCCGACGAAGGACCGUCCUUUACAAACUCGUUUGCCGAGCCCAGUGUGAUUGACGAGCACACCAUGACGCUCCCAGAGGGGUCGUUUGCGUUUGACCCAGCCACAUCGUCGACACCCUUGCCGCGCAAGGCCAACGACAGCUGGGAGUCGAGCAUUGGCUCGCCGUUUGACCGUGUCGACACCCAACUGGGCGCGCUGCGGAUUGGCAACGACGACUCGAGCGAGAUGCCCACACCGUCACUGCCAAGUGGAUACUCGCCGCUCCCUGCCGACGAGUACAACUACGACGCGAGCACGGGCACCGUGGACCCCAACGAACUGCCGAGCUUCACGUCGCGUCUACAGGCGUCCAUUGCUGCCCAGCCUCGUCAACCCCCAGUGCCCGCGCCGGCUCCGGCACCAGUACCCACGCGCGCGCCGGCGCAGCCGUCCAACGUGUUUGACGACGACGACAGCGAUCUGCCCACACCCCGUGCACCCGCCAGGUUUGCUUCCCCGGCACGUCCCCGCCCAAGCACACAUCUUAUCGACCUGACAGCCACGCCUCUGAACGCAAAGUACAUGCGUCCGACUCCAAAGGCCACCUCCGUCUUUGCCGCCACCCAUGCCCCCGUCGGUGGCCCCUCUACGUCCUCGGCAUCCAUCCCUGCCCCUGCCCCGCGCAACAUCUUUGAUGAAGACGACGAGUUUGAUUUCCCAAUGUCCCCGCCGGUGACCAUGAGCUUCCCGCUGCCUCCGCGAGCCCAGGCCAUGACUGACCUGGCGCGCACGCCCGCAAAGGUCCCUCCUCCUCGUCUCGCCGCCGCUGCCGCCUCAAGCGCGUCCGCCUCGGGCUCGGGCUUGGGCUUGGGUUUCGGCUCAGACGAUAAGCAGAUCGGCGACCUCCUCGAGGAGAUUACACGCGGGUACGAGCCAUCUCCGCGCCUGCCCACGCCCGAGGGCUUGGGACGAUACAGUAUCCUUCCGUCGGACCUGGGACCCGGCCGCCGCCUGUUCGACACGAGUGUCGCCAGCGACGCCGAGCCCGCAGUACGCCCGCGUGCGCCCCGGCGGUCGGUGGCCAACACGUCCUUUGGGUCUGACAUCCAGACGACCGAGGACGAGCCCGGCCGCGUGAUUGGCGACGACGAGGACAGCGACAGCGACGACGGCGACAGUUUCGACGACACGACCAUGGGCGGCAGCGGCCUCGGCGGCGCCCAGCACAUUGCCCAGAUGCAAGGGUUCGAGUUUGUCGACGACGACAGCUACGUGUCCGACGCGUCGUUUGCCCAGGCCCAAGCCCACCACCACGGGGGCGAGUUUACCGACACGCAUGUCGGUGGCGGCCGCGCCGAGACCGAGGCCAGCGAGGUGUUUGGUCGUCCGGGCGCACCGGCGGCCCAGCACCGCCAGUUUGCACUCAUGCAGCAGGACGAGAUGCUCACGUACCAUGGUGGUCGGCUCGAGGAUGCCGAGCAUCCCGAUAGCCCCACCGGUGCGAGGCGGUGA